GUACUUCUGUUCAAGUUUAUAUCCCACAAUUCCUUUCUGUGUCUUCCUCUUUCCCUACUGCAGCAAUGUCCAAGAGAGGACGUGGUGGUUCAUCUGGAGCCAAGUUCCGCAUCUCGCUGGGUCUCCCAGUGGGAGCGGUCAUCAACUGCGCUGACAACACAGGUGCCAAGAACCUUUACAUCAUCUCUGUGAAGGGCAUCAAGGGCCGUCUGAACCGUCUGCCUUCUGCUGGAGUGGGUGACAUGGUCAUGGCCACAGUCAAGAAAGGCAAGCCAGAGCUCAGGAAGAAGGUGCAUCCUGCAGUGGUGAUACGGCAGCGGAAGUCGUAUCGGCGAAAAGACGGUGUGUUUCUCUACUUUGAAGACAAUGCAGGAGUCAUAGUAAACAACAAAGGAGAGAUGAAAGGUUCAGCCAUCACAGGUCCAGUGGCAAAAGAGUGCGCUGACCUUUGGCCCAGGAUUGCCUCAAACGCUGGCAGCAUAGCUUGAGCUGGACCCUGCACCUGUUUUCAAUAAAAACUGUUGGUAAUCAAA
This is a messenger RNA of Acanthopagrus latus (yellowfin seabream), 533 nucleotides long. It is a transcript of the gene rpl23, whose product is annotated as ribosomal protein L23. NCBI's taxonomy places the organism in Eukaryota, Metazoa, Chordata, Actinopteri, Spariformes, Sparidae. Gene Ontology annotation, cellular component: cytosolic large ribosomal subunit; ribosome. Gene Ontology annotation, molecular function: structural constituent of ribosome; large ribosomal subunit rRNA binding. The transcript is spliced from 5 exons. The record is from RefSeq and is a predicted model, not a curated record. Gene Ontology annotation, biological process: translation. The coding region runs from base 66 to 488 and encodes 140 amino acids.